AUGGAUCCUCUUGUUAGCCCGGCCGACGUGUCAGUACAGGUAUCAGUGGCCUCUGACAGUCCGGUUGAGAAACCAUCUUUUGCAACUGAGCGUCGAGUAACUCCAUCAUGGACAGUCACACAGCUCAAAAUAAAGCUCGAAGCUAUGACUGGGAUUCCUCCAGGCAGCCAGCGGUUAAUGUUAAAGUCCCCAGGACGCGAACAUCAAUGGAUGGAUGGUGAAGAAAAAGUUAUUAGCCAGUGGGGAAUUGCAAAGGGCUGUGAGAUCGAGAUCCAUGACCAGCGCCCUGUGGCUGCGCGUCCAAACUACUCCGAUGUUUCGACCACUGAGAAGUUUGAACUCUCGGAUUCUACCUACGAGUCACUACCAAAUAGUGUUCUUGCAUGGAAGAAAGCUCAAAAACUUGGACGUUUUGAUCCAAAUGCUGCAUCUCCAGAAGACAAAGUGAGACAACAGCUUCAGAAGGAUGCCAAUGAAAUUAAAACUAAAGGAAUUAGAGUCUCUGAGCGGGCAAUAAUACUCCCGUCAAGCCCCCCGCAUAUCCGUAGGGGGACUAUCAGAUUUGUUGGUCCUGUCCCUACCAUUCCAUCGCCCCUUAGCAAAACUUAUUCAGGGGAAAUACCCGAUGAUUUGGCACCAAUAUGGGUAGGUAUUGAACUUGACGAGCCUACUGGUAAGAAUGAUGGUAGUGUGAACGGGGAGAGAUAUUUCAAUUGCCCAAACAACUGCGGUGUUUUUGUCAAACCAGAGAAAGUUGAGGUUGGCGACUACCCGCCACUGGGAUUGGAUUUGGACGAGGACAUGGAAGAGAUCUAA
This is a messenger RNA of Trichophyton rubrum CBS 118892, 816 nucleotides long. RefSeq lists its product as uncharacterized. The record is from RefSeq and is a predicted model, not a curated record. The transcript has 3 exons. NCBI's taxonomy places the organism in Eukaryota, Fungi, Ascomycota, Eurotiomycetes, Onygenales, Arthrodermataceae. Gene Ontology annotation, molecular function: microtubule plus-end binding. Gene Ontology annotation, biological process: cytoplasmic microtubule organization. Bases 1 to 816 code for a protein of 271 amino acids. Gene Ontology annotation, cellular component: microtubule plus-end; cytoplasm; nucleus.